Molecule: messenger RNA, 3231 nt
Organism: Chenopodium quinoa (quinoa)
Lineage: Eukaryota; Viridiplantae; Streptophyta; Magnoliopsida; Caryophyllales; Amaranthaceae
Product: mitochondrial inner membrane protein OXA1-like
Exons: 9
Coding region: 873-2021 (382 amino acids)
Biological process (GO): protein insertion into mitochondrial inner membrane from matrix; mitochondrial respiratory chain complex IV assembly
Cellular component (GO): mitochondrial inner membrane
Molecular function (GO): membrane insertase activity
Source: RefSeq, a predicted model, not a curated record
AACAUUUCUGCAUUUGGUUACUUGACAUACAUCUCCCAUGUUUUCGACCUUUAAAAAUCAGCCAUGAUUUCAGUUUGAAAUAAAAAAAAAUAAAAAAAAAUUGUGCAAAAAUUCAGCUUCUAUUUUUUGAGACUAUCAAAUUCUGUUUCCAUUUUUCUGCUGCAAGUAUUCUGUACUCUGUUUAAUUCUUCAAUUCCAUCAUAAUUUUGUUAAAUAAACACUUAAUUCUGGAAUAAACCCUUUUAGUCAGUGGAUAAUCUUCUGCUUUUGAAAAUUAAGUUAUUUAAUUUGGUUGAUAAUUGAUGUAAAUGUGACUUGCUUCUUUAAUUGUAAGAGUUUUAUUUAUUUAUGCAAAGCAAGUGAUUUGUUUGCUGCUCUUUGAGACUUAGCUUGGUUUUGAGCUUUUGUGUUCCAAGUACUAGUAUAUGGGAAUUUAGGGUUUUUGUUUUUGUACGGACAUUUUUUUUAUACAUUAAUUUAGGAGUUUUGGUGUAUAAAUAUUCAGUUAUAUUUUCAUACUAAAUAUGUGCUGGAAUUAUUUGCAUUACAAUAUGAAAAAGUUGAUAUUUUUUAUUUUCAGUAGUAUAUACUAAUUUGGUAGUUCAGCCAUUUUGAACUUUAAUUUGGCCUAUUUUUGUGGUGGAAUGGCUGGAAUUUCUUGUGGGAAGUGAGUGAUCUUUGUUUUGUGAGACGAUGAUUUAGUGCUUAAUUGUAAUUUAGCAGUGAAUCUAUCAACUUAUGUACUAUCCUUGGAAUAAAUUUCAAAGGGUGUUGUUGGGAGUGCAAUAUAUGACUCCAGAGAUUAAUUUGCUGCAAAUUUUCAAUGUAUUGUGUCUGUUAUAUUAUCUAAUCACUCCUUGCUCCAUAUUCAGAUGGCUUGUCGACGAAUGUUGAGUAAACAGAUAAAACAAGGCACCCUUUUCCAGAGAUGUUAUCACCCGUCAUUGAGCCACAUUGUUCAUCGCGGUGAUAAAAGUGAUGAGAACUCCCAAUCACCAUAUCCAAGCCCACUCAGUCAACUUGAAUGUGGAAUUAGUAAUAAUGUUUUGUCACACAUUCAUAAUGGAAGCAACAUUGGUGGUAAUGGGGGUUUUAGAGCGCAUUUUGGAUGGAAUAAACGGUUCCCUGUUGUCAUAUUACCUGAAAGUGUUGUACCGUCGUUAUCUAGAAAGAUUUCAAGCGCAGCUGGUGAAGGAUUUGAUAAUGCUCAACCUCAUGGUGACAACAUUACUAGCAUUCUAACUAGUGAAAAUGUGGAAGUAGUGUCCUCACAAGUUCCUGCCAUCAAUGAGGUAGCUGUUGCAGCUGCUGAUUCUGCCUUCCCAAUUGCUGCACUGCAGUACUUGAUUGAUGCCGUGCAGACAUUGACUGGAUUGAAUUGGUGGGCAGCUAUUGCUAUAACAACUUUAAUGGUUGAAGGAUCAACCAUUCCUUUUGCGAUAAAUGAGAUUAGAGCUGCUUAUAAACGUAAGUUGCUACGUUUGGAGGAGCUGAAAAAGAAAUGGCAUUUGGGUAAGGUUUCCAAAUCCGAAAUUCUAAAGGAAUGGAAUGUUAUCCGUAAUCAACUUGAAGUUUACCCGAAAUUAACUCUGAUUCGGGGUUCUAUUUCCAUAAGCUUUUUCUUUGCUAUCUCAAACAUGGUUGAGAAGGUUCCAUCAUUGAAAUAUGGUGGAGCAUUCUGGUUCACUGAUCUUACUACUCCAGAUAGUUUGUAUAUUUGUCCAGUUCUGACAGUACUAUUAUUCUUAGCCCACACUGAGUGCAACAUGCUGAGAAGCUUGAAAGGACAUCCGUCAGCGGGUGACUUUAAGAGAUGCUCAAGGACCUUUGCUAUUCUUGCAGUGCCCCUUACAAUGGAUUUUUCUAAGGCAUUCUUCUGUUAUUUGAUAACCUCCAGGCUGUUUAUGUUGUCACGUGGAACAGUUUUAAAGCGCUCAGAAGUGAGAAAGUUCUUGGAUCUUCCAAGAGCACCCUGUCACGACCCACACAUUCCACCCCUCACUAGGGCCAUUGGACGGUAGGCAACAAUCGUGGCUAGGGGGAAUGCCCUUGGUGCGCGCUGGCUAGGCCAGAGACACCCUCCCCCUAUAGAGCUUUAUAUUGCUCCAGUGCUGUCACCCUAGUGAACACCCAAGUGACAGUAACACAAUAAUGGGCUAUUUGGGGACCCAAAUGAAGUCCGAUUGAGCCCAAAUUUGGGGGUCCACCAUUUUUAGGCCCAAUGAACAUCAUGGUGGUGUUAGAUUUUGAAGGAGAAGUCCGGAAGGUUCCAGAAUACUCAAGGAGACUCGAGGUGCAUCCGGAAGCUUCUAGAACCCUCCAUUUGAGGAGGUUAGUGAAGGUUCUAGGCCAUGCUUAGAACACUAUAAAUAGGGGACUUGGCCUUCAUUUGGAGGCAUCUCAGAAAAUAUUUGUAAACACUCUCUCUCAAGCUAUAAAAGCAUUCAAAAUAUUUAUAUCCUCUUGUGUUCUCAACAUUCCUUAACUUUCGUUGCAUACUCUUGCUUGAAGCAUUUCGGGGUUAAGCCUUGACUAGCAUUCGAGGGAGGGAAGUUAGUAGGCUAGCGUGCAUAAGACUAGGGGGAUUAGCCAGCACGUGACAACGUGGUAUCAGAGCAGCUACGGUCGCGGGGGACUAUAGUGCUGUCGAGCUUUGUUAGCAAGUUGUGAGCGAAGGAGGAAGAAUGGCAAAGAGCAAGGACGGCAAGGACGCUAGUGCUUCACAAACAACCGAGGGCUAUGCGCCCGAGGCUCUCAUUCAAGCUGUCCAAAAGCUUGAGAAGCGAGUGAAUAAAGUUGAUGAGAGAUCGGCCAAAGCCGAAGUUGCUGCUUGCGACAUGACGGAUUCUGUCGGCAAGGUCGAGAAUGAAGUUAUUACGCUCAAAGGGCAGUUAGGGGAACUAGACAAUCGUCUAGAGGAGGUAUCCCUUGAUGCUCAGUCACUCGCUGAUCAGGCUUUUGAGAAGAUGAUGGGCGAGAUGGCGAAAAUGCGUGAGGAGUUCACGGGGGAACUCCUUGCUUUGAAGAAGGAGAAUGAGCUCCUCAAGGAGGAACUCACGUUGCUAAAAAGGACUACGGUGGCUGGGGGCGCCACCAUUCAAGUCGGUCCUAAGGUGGAAAUCCCCAAGCCUCCAAAGUAUCAUGGAAAGAGGGAUGCUCGGGAAAUUGACAACUUCCUAUGGAGCAUGGAGCGAUACUUUGAGGCUGUGCACUUGGAGGAGGAUGCCUCCA